This is a messenger RNA of Capra hircus (goat), 5191 nucleotides long. RefSeq names its product mindbomb E3 ubiquitin protein ligase 2 (gene MIB2). The record is from RefSeq and is a predicted model, not a curated record. Gene Ontology annotation, cellular component: cytoplasm. Gene Ontology annotation, molecular function: protein binding; zinc ion binding; ubiquitin-protein transferase activity. The transcript has 18 exons. Gene Ontology annotation, biological process: protein ubiquitination. NCBI's taxonomy places the organism in Eukaryota, Metazoa, Chordata, Mammalia, Artiodactyla, Bovidae. The coding region runs from base 1895 to 5176 and encodes 1093 amino acids.
GGCUCUGCUGGUUCUCCUGGGAGUUGUGGUUCGGACCCGCCCCCCGGCCGUGGUCCCAGGGGGCUGCGGACUACGGGUCCCGGCAGGCCUCGCGUUGGCCCCUGAGCCCCUGGCGCCGGGGGCUUUGGGCAGCCUCAGCCAGUGGACUUCGGCGCUGCGCGGCACAGCUGAGCACCUGGCAGGUUGGCUGGCUCAGAGCAGGCUAGCUCGCGGGCUGGCCGUCGCACACACUGAGGCCGCAGCCGACCGACUGACAGACUCGGCGCUUCUCAGGCCCCCGGAGCCUAGGCGCAGAGCGGCCCGGACGCAAACUUCCGGGCAAGUGGAAGGGUCGACAGGGCCACCAGGCCCGGGGUCGGCAGCGGCGGGGGCCCGGGGCGGUUUCCCGAGAAAGGUGACGAACGACAGGGGCGGGACGGACCCGAGCGAGUGAGGAAGGGGUCACUUUCAGUGUGGGCGCCCGGCUCAGCCUGUCCAGCCCCGCCCCCCAGCAGGCCAGCUGCUGGAUCCAAGGCGCAGCGCUGGGCGCUGACGUCGGCUGAGCCGGGUCUGCCAGCCCUCCGGUUCCUACUCCGGCGGCCCUAGACCCUCGGAGCCCUGCAGGGUAGGAGGCAGGCCCUUCGGGCAGCUCUGGUGUCGUGAGCGUGGGCAGUGCAUGGGCGUGUAGACAAACCAGCGAGGCGCUGAUUGUGCGUCUUGGCAUCCCCCCCGCCGCCGCAGGGUCGGAUGGCUCAGGGCUUGAGCCGAAGGUUAAAGGCCAGCCCCCAAGUCUCCAGGCUUCAGGGCUGCAGCCCACCUGUAUGUAGGCGGGCAGGGGCGACUGGACAGCUAGAUAAGAGAGCUCUUGAGGGGCUCAGAUCUUGUCUGAUGCCACUUCAGAGAGGUUUUGCUUGUUUUUGAAUGUGUCUAGGGUGUUGGGGUGUGAAUAAUCCUGCCUCUCUUCUUCUGAGCUCAGAACCAAUAGAGAAAAUAAGUAAAGGUGCCAGACAGGCUCCUGGUGGGCCUCAGUGGGGCAGGGGUUGCAGGAGCGUUGCAGUGGAAGCACUGGCACACCAGGUCGUUCCUGGCGCGUCCUCUCCUCUUGCCUUUCCCUCUGGCCUGUUGCUCCAGGUGCAACAAGUAUCUGAAUGUCAUGCUCCAGUCCAAGACUGGCCCUGUGCAGUGGUUGGGUGGUGAUUGCCCUUGCCUGAGGGCUUCUGUUUGGGUCACCAGAAUUAGGGUGAUGGCUGCCUUCUACUUCCUUUAGGCCUUCUUCCAGCAGGUGACUGACAGGCCAGACUCCCUGGCCACUCAGGAUGUCCACCUCGGCCUCAGCCAGAGCUGCCACAUGACCCGAGCCUGUGAUUCGCCAAGUCUUGCCAGUUGACUGUGCCACAUGUGGUGCGGAUUUAAACACCGUCAUUAGACCAGCCAGAGGUGCCCAGAAAGGAGUGGCAGCCUCUGGUGGCCAGCAUCGGCACCCAAGUUGAUUCUUCUCAAUAAAGACAGUUUACCAACUUCCUAGCUAAAUGGGAUUUACUCUUUGCAGCUUUGUUAAGUUUUUUUCAUAAAAUAAUCAAAAUAGUGCAAAUAUUUUAUUUCUGUACGUCUAAACGUGUGCUUUAGAAAUACUUCUGCCUUCCAAAGAGAAACUAGUAAACCAAUAGAGCAGACCCAGGUGUCCACCCAUUUGGUUGAGAUGGUAAAUGCUAAAAGUGUAAGACUGCCUUUUAAAACCCAUUUUUCCCCAGACCUGCUGACUUUCUACCUGUUUGGUUUGCUGUGCUCUGUGUCAGCAUGGAUUCCAAUCUCCAACAGGAAAUCUUGGUGGCUGAGCAAACGUGUGACCUGAGAAACAGCAGCUAAGCAUUUGGGAUGCUGACAAGAGGCUGGUGUAUACACUAAGGUCUCCACCAUGGACCCAGACCCCCAAGCGGGCGUGCAGGUGGGCAUGCGCGUGGUGCGCGGCGUGGACUGGAAGUGGGGCCAGCAGGACGGCGGCGAGGGCGGCGUGGGCACGGUGGUGGAGCUCGGCCGCCACGGCAGCCCUUCGACCCCCGACCGCACAGUGGUCGUGCAGUGGGACCACGGCACCCGCACCAACUACCGCGCAGGCUACCAGGGCGCACACGACCUGCUGCUCUAUGACAACGCCCAAAUCGGUGUCCGCCACCCCAACAUCAUCUGCGACUGCUGCAAGAAGCACGGGCUGCGGGGCAUGCGCUGGAAAUGCCGUAUCUGCUUCGACUACGAUCUCUGCACGCAAUGCUACAUGCACAACAAGCACGACCUGGCCCACGCCUUCGAGCGCUACGAGACGGCCCACUCGCGCCCGGUCAUGCUGAGUCCCCGCCAGGGCCUCCCAAGGAUCCCGUUAAGGGGCAUCUUCCAGGGGGCGAAGGUGGUUCGGGGCCCCGACUGGGAGUGGGGCUCACAGGAUGGAGGAGAAGGGAAGCCAGGCCGAGUAGUGGACAUCCGUGGCUGGGACGUGGAGACAGGCCGGAGCGUGGCCAGUGUGACAUGGGCUGAUGGCACCACCAACGUGUAUCGUGUGGGCCACAAGGGCAAGGUGGACCUCAAGUGUGUGGGCGAGGCAGCUGGCGGCUUCUACUACAGGGAGCACCUCCCAAGGCUUGGCAAGCCUGCAGAGCUGCAGCGCAGGGUCAGUGCUGAUGGCCAGCCCUUCCAGCGUGGGGACAAGGUCAAGUGUCUGCUGGACACAGACGUGCUGAGGGAGAUGCAGGAAGGCCACGGCGGGUGGAACCCCCGGAUGGCCAAGACGGGCACCGUGCACCGCAUCACAGACCGUGGGGACGUGCGUGUGCAGUUCAGCCACGAGACCCGCUGGACCUUCCAUCCUGGGGCUCUCACCAAGCAAAACUCCUGCUUGGUGGGUGAGGUGGUGCGGGUUAUCGACGACCUUGACACGGUGAAGCGGCUGCAGGCUGGCCAUGGGGAGUGGACCGAUGACAUGGCUCCUGCUCUGGGCCGCAUUGGGAGAGUGCUGAAGGUUUUUGGAGACGGGAACGUGGGUGUGCUGGUCAGUGGAAAGCUGUGGACCUUCAGCCCCUCCUGCCUGGUGGCCUACCGGCCUGAGGAAGAUGCCAACCUGGACGUAGCUGGGCGAGCCCGGGAGAACAAAAGCUCCCUGAGUGUUGUCCUGGACAAGCUUCGAGCCCAGAAGAGUGACCUGGAGCACCCAGGGAGGUUGGUGGUGGAGGUGGCUCUGGGCAACAUGGCCCGGGCUCUGGACCUGCUGCGGCGGCACCCGGAACAGGUGGACACCAAGAAUCAGGGCAGGACUGCCCUGCAGAUGGCUGCCUACCUAGGCCAGGUGGAGCUGGUGCGGCUGCUACUGCAGGCUCAGGCGGGCGUUGACCUGCCAGAUGACGAGGGCAACACGGCACUGCACUACGCCGCCCUGGGGAACCAGCCCGAGGCUGCCCAGGUGCUCUUGAGCUCGGGUUGUGGGGCCAAUGCUCUGAACAGCACUCGGAGCUCAGCACUGCAUGUGGCCGUGCAGAGGGGCUUCCUGGAGGUGGUGAAGGUCCUCUGUGAGCGUGGCUGUGACGUCAACCUGCCUGAUGCCCAUGCUGACACACCCCUGCACUGCGCCAUCUCGGCGGGCACUGGUGCCAGCGGCAUUGUGGAGGUCCUCACCGAGGUGCCAGGCAUCGACGUCACUGCCACCAACAGCCAGGGCUUCACCCUGCUGCACCAUGCAUCCCUCAAAGGCCACACACUAGCUGUCAGGAGGAUUCUGGCGCGGGCCCGGCAGCUGGUGGACGCCAAGAAGGAGGAUGGGUUCACGGCACUGCACCUGGCCGCCUUCAACAACCACGGGGAGGUGGCACAGGUUCUCAUCCAAGAGGGCCACUGUGAUGUGAACGCUCGCAACCGUAAGCUGCAAUCCCCGCUGCACCUGGCUGUGCAGCAGGCCCACGUGGGGCUGGUGCCACUGCUGGUGGACGCUGGCUGCAGCGUCAACGCCGAGGACGAGGAGGGGGACACGGCUCUGCACGUGGCCCUGCAGCGCCACCAGCUGCUGCCUCUGGUAGCUGAUGGGGGUGCAGGGGACCCGGGUCCCCUGCAGUUGCUGUCCAGGCUACAGGCCUCGGGCCUUCCAGGCAGUGCGGAGCUGACGGCGGGCACGGCGAUAGCCUACUUCUUAGCGCUGGAGGGCGCUGACCUGAGCUACGCCAACCAUCGCGGCCGGAGCCCCCUGGACCUGGCUGCCGAGGGUCGCCUGCUCAAAGCCCUGCAGGGCUGUGCUCAGCGCUUCCGGGAGCGGCAGGCUUGCGGCGGUGGCAGCGGGGGCUCGGCCCAGGGCCCAAGACUGGUGCUCAGUGCUCCGAACACUGUGACCAACCUGCAUGUGGCCGCGCCGACGGGGCCUGAGGCCGCUGAGUGCCUAGUGUGCUCAGAGCUGGCGCUGCUGGUGCUGUUCUCGCCCUGCCAGCAUCGCACAGUGUGUGAGGGUGAGUGCGGGGUGGGGAGGGGGCGCGGCAGCCAGGCUGGACGGCCCCUCACUCAACCGUGCCCUCCCCCCCGCAGAGUGCGCGCGCAGGAUGAAGAAAUGCAUCAGGUGCCAGGUGGUCAUCAGCAAGAAGCUGCGCCCAGACGGCACGGAGGUGGUCAGCGCGGCCCCCGCGCCCGGCCCACCGAGGCAGUUGGUGGAGGAGCUGCAGAGCCGCUACCGGCAGAUGGAGGAGCGCAUCACCUGCCCGAUUUGCAUCGACAGCCACAUCCGCCUCGUGUUCCAGUGCGGCCACGGCGCGUGCGCGCCCUGUGGCGCAGCGCUCAGCGCCUGCCCCAUCUGCCGCCAGCCCAUCCGCGAUCGCAUCCAGAUCUUCGUGUAGCCGGCGCGCCCCCCCCCCCCCGCCCCUUUCCGGGGCCAUGCCCUGCAGCCGCCCUCGCAAGCCCUUUCUCUGUGUUUUAUAAAAAGAUUGCUGGACUUUGUGCCUGGUUGCCUGUCUGGGGCGGGGCCGUGCAGGUCCCCCAACCGGGGACCGUUCUGACUGCACCCCUUACACCGUUGGCCCAGCGCUGGGUUCUGCGCUUUGGCCAGAGGCCUUACAGGGCCUCUUUCCGAUCCGUAUUCUGCCCUUCUUCCCAGGACUCACGGGUCCAGAGUGCUGCCCGCACCCUGGCCAGAAAGAACGGGGCCCGUGCUUGUGGUGUCGUCCGGGGGUACUGAGUGGACCGAAACCCC